AAAUGAAAGAGAAUCAAAAUGAAGACGUGGGGGCAGCAUUCAGAAGCUUUGAGGACAAAGACCAUUGAAUUUGAAUCCCAACUUCUCUCUCUUACUCUGUUGCUCUCGAAUCACAUGUACAUAUUUACAUUUCUCAUUUGCCCAAAACAUAAAAACAUAAAAAGAUUUAUGCUUUUUAAUGUUGUAAAAGGGAAACAACUCAGAUACAAUCCUGUGGUGCUUGUUCGGUCUCGCCCAGCUGUACAAUCAUAUCCCCUUUCUUUCCAUUUUAGCGAUCACCUCUACAUAAACUGAAGGGCAUCAUCAGAAACAAAAGCGCAGAUAAAGCAGAGUGCGAGUGAAAAUUCAAAGCCUUUUUUAUGCCUACAAGCAUUCUAUCAUGUCAUAAUCAGUAUUAUUCAGAAAAGUCUUCCUUUUGGAACCCAGAAAGGAAGAGUGAAGUAAGGAAGUGAAAAGCUCUGUUUGCUCUCAGAUCUCUGCGUGUUGUUGGGUCAUUUGAUUUUGAGCUUCAAUGGCAGAGUCAAAGAAGUACAUUUCACAGGAAGACCUUAGCAAGCACAACAAGCCAGGAGAUCUAUGGAUCUCAAUACAGGGAAAGAUCUACAAUGUCUCAGACUGGGCUAAUUACCACCCAGGUGGUGAGCUCCCAUUGUUCAAUCUCGCUGGUCAAGAUGUCACAGACGCGUUUGUUGCGUACCAUCCAGGCUCGGCAUGGCAGCAUCUGGACCAGUUCUUCACUGGGUCUUAUCUCGAAGGCUACUCUGUCUCUGAGGUAUCCAAAGAUUAUAGGAAACUUGUCAAUGAAUUCACUAAAAUGGGUUUGUUUGAAAACAAGGGACUUGGGGUUCAUUUUUCGCUGUUUCUUGUGGCGAUGUUGUUUAGCUUGAGUGUUUAUGGUGUUUUGUACUCUGAUAGCACUUGGGUGCAUCUGGGUUCUGGUGGGUUAAUGGGUUUUCUUUGGAUUCAAAGUGGCUGGCAUGGACAUGACUCUGGGCACUACCAGAUCAUCAGCAGCAAAAGACUCAAUAGAUUUGCUCAGAUCCUCACUGGGAAUUGCCUUGCUGGCAUCAGCAUUGCCUGGUGGAAGCGCAACCACAAUGCCCACCACAUUGCAUGCAACAGCCUUGAAUUCGAUCCAGAUCUUCAGCACAUGCCUUUCUUUGCGGUAUCUUCGAAAUUAUUCAAUUCCCUCACGUCUUAUUUCUAUGACAGGAAGAUGAAUUUUGAUGCUUUUACAAGGACCUUGGUUAGUUACCAGCACUGGACAUUUUACCCUGUGAUGUGUCUUGCUAGGCUUAAUCUUUUUGCUCAAUCAUUCUUGCUGUUAUCAUCAAAAAGAUUAAGGGUGAACAAUAGGGUUCAGGAAAUCUUGGGGCUCCUUGUGUUUUGGAUUUGGUAUCCUUUGCUGGUUUCCUGCUUACCCAAUUGGGGUGAAAGAGUUAUGUUUGUUGUUACAAGUUUUUCUGUCACUGGAAUUCAGCAUGUUCAGUUCUGUUUGAACCAUUUUUCUUCCAGUGUUUAUGUUGGUACACCUAUUGGGAAUGACUGGUGUGAGAAUCAGACUAAUGGGUCACUUGAUAUAGUGUGUCCAUCUUGGAUGGAUUGGUUCCAUGGUGGGUUGCAAUUUCAGAUUGAGCAUCAUCUGUUUCCCAGGUUGCCUAGAGGCAAUCUCAGGAAAGUUGCUCCUCUUGUUAAGGAGCUAUGCAAGAAGCACAAGCUGCCUUACAAAAGUGUAUCCUUCUUGAAGGCCAACGAACUGACCAUUGGAACGCUUCGCACUGCAGCCCUGCAGGCUCGGGAUCUUGCUAGCCCAGUUCCAAAGAACUUAGUUUGGGAAGCUGUACACACUUAUGGAUGAGAUACACAGCUUGUGAAGCUUUAGCUUUUUGAGGUUUUGAUGGUGUGGUUAUUUAUGCUCAAUGACAAUAAUGUUGUUAAAGGGGUAAAAUAACUUAUUUUGAUUGAUAUCUGAAGGGUGGUGAUCCUUGAUUUCAGUUGGAACAAUAAUAAUCAUCUUUAGGACUGCUUCUGAGGCUUCAUUUCAGAUUCUGGUUUUUACAAAUAUUUAUGCAAAGUUUGUAGGAUCAUCAUCAGCUCAUGUAUUUUCUGGAGUAGGUGACAAACUAUAUGUACUGAUUAUCCGCCCGGUGAUACGACUACUUCUCCUCUCCUGUAUGUGGUGCUCAAAAUCACUGCUAGAGACUUGAGAUGUAAAGCACUGUGUGCUUUGAUUAGUUAGUUAGUUUGUUUCUGAUAGCUUAGUAUAUAUUGUGGCACUUUGGUUCUCUC
Molecule: messenger RNA, 2289 nt
Organism: Prunus avium (sweet cherry)
Lineage: Eukaryota; Viridiplantae; Streptophyta; Magnoliopsida; Rosales; Rosaceae
Product: acyl-lipid (9-3)-desaturase
Biological process (GO): lipid metabolic process
Cellular component (GO): membrane
Molecular function (GO): oxidoreductase activity, acting on paired donors, with oxidation of a pair of donors resulting in the reduction of molecular oxygen to two molecules of water
Source: RefSeq, a predicted model, not a curated record